Molecule: messenger RNA, 747 nt
Organism: Plectropomus leopardus (leopard coralgrouper)
Lineage: Eukaryota; Metazoa; Chordata; Actinopteri; Perciformes; Serranidae
Source: RefSeq, a predicted model, not a curated record
GUCCGGUGAAAACAUGAUGCCGACCGAUCUGGAGCUGAACCGCGUGAUCAACAACAUCCAGGAGCUGCUGUACAACGCGUCCGACGUCAGCCACGACCGCUGCGUCAAAGUCCUCACAGCCAGAGCCAAGGACGGCUCUCUGGAGCGUCUGAGCUCGGCGGAGUUCGUGUGUCUCUCUCAGGCCGUGGAGGGUUUCGUCAGGGACACCGAGGAGUUGUGCGGCAGGCGCAGCGUUUCCCUGAGGGGGGCGCUGCAGAGCCAGGCGAACCGCUUCGUCCACCGCUUUCAUGACGAGCGCAAGACCAAACUCAGCCUCCUCCUGGAUAACGAGCGCUGGAAGCAGGCGGAGGUUCCUGCCGAGUUUCAGGAUCUCGUGAACUCCAUCGCUGAUGGAAGAAUAACACUACCAGAGCGCAAAAUCCCAGGUCCAGAGGACAGGAAGCCCACCGAGUUUCUGCUCGUCAACGGGCAGAAAUACGCCGUCGUCGGGACGGUUCUGCUGCUGAUCCGGAUCUUUCUGGAAUACUGUCAGUGUGUCAACGACAUCCCAUCCAUCGCCACCGACAUGCUGACGCGUCUGUCGGACCUCCUCAAGCACUUCAACUCUCGGAGUUGCCAGCUGGUUUUGGGAGCCGGAGCUCUGCAGGUCGUCGGCUUGAAGACCAUCACCACCAAAAACCUCGGUACGACCAGCUGCACGUCACAUCUGUGAGGUUAACGAAGUAAAAACAUACAGGAGAGUUUCCU